AGCUCUCUACACGGAACCACCUCGCUCGUGAGAGAGGAGAGAGAGAGAGAGAGAGCGAGCGAGCGAGCGGUGAGCAGGAGGCGCGGCGCAGCAGGAGCUCGUUUUCCCCCAUCCCCCGAGACCAUGUCGGACGAUGAUGAGCCGGAAUGCCCGCUGUGCAUGGAGCAGCUCGACGUGACGGAUAGAAAUUUCCGGCCAUGCCCUUGUGGCUACCAGAUCUGUCGGUUCUGCUUCAACCACAUCAAGGACAACAUGAGUGGGCAGUGUCCGGCAUGCCGACAGGUGUACGACGAGAAGAACUACAAGUUCACGCCGCCGGACCCGUCCGAGAUCAAGAAGGCGAGCAAGAAGAAGGGCAGCAAGCGGGUGCGCAAGAGCGACAGCGGCGGCUCGCGCAAGCAUCUGCAGAACGUGCGGGUCAUCCAGCGGAACCUGGUGUACGCCAUUGGCCUCUCGCUCUCUGUGGCGCGUGAGGAGACGCUCAAGCGGCACGACUUCUUUGGGCAGUUUGGGCGGAUCCACAAGGUUGUGGUCAACCGGCACAACUUGUACAACGCCAACGCGGCGCAGGGCCCGACAGUCUCUGCUUACAUCACGUACACGCAGCCUGACGAGGCGAUGCGGGCGAUUGCGGCAACAGACGGCUCGCUGGUCGACGGCCGGCCGAUCCGGGCCUCGUUUGGAACUACCAAGUAUUGUUCGUACUUUCUGCGUUCGGUCCAGUGCAACAACCCGGACUGCAUGUAUCUGCAUGAGCUCGGCGAUGAGCGCGACUCGUUUUCCAAGGAGGAUCUGGAGAAGUCGUCGGAGCACAACCUCCACGACUCGACACAGGCCAUUGUCAAUCUGGCCAAGCAAAAGUACCCGUACCAGCUGGAAAAGCUGCCGGGCACGCUCCCCAAGGACGCUGGCGGGAGCCGGCGGUCGAGCAAGCAGCCGUUGGUGGCCGGCUCGUCGUCGUCGGCAGGUGCCGGAUCGCGCGACCGCUCUGGCCGCGGGCGCGACCGCGGACGCGACCGGACCAACAGCGACCGUGACGGGCCCGACGGACGCGAUGGGCGCGACGGCCGACGUGGCGGUGGGCGCGACCGCGGGCUGACGCGCCUUAAUGACCGCGGCGGACGCGAUCGUGGCGGCGACCGGGACCGCGGCGGACGCGACCGCGGCGGCGAUCGUGGCGGCGAUCGUGGCCGGCGUGACCGGGACCGCGGCGGCGACCGCGGCGAUCGUGGCGGCGACCGCGCCCGGCGCGACCGUGACCGUGGCGGCGACCGUGGCGGAGCAAGACGCGGCGGAGUGCACGGCUCGGCGUCAGAGGAUGAGGCUCCGGACUCGGGCUCCGGCUCGGUUUGGGGCGUCCCGGGCGGUGGCGGUGGCGGCGGGCAGACCCGGCUCGGGCGCGGUGCAGUCCGUGCCUCGGUCGUGACUGCGGACGACACCGACUGGCCCGAGCCGGCGCUGGCGGCGUCGGUGAGCGGAACCAAGUCUGGCGGCGCCGGCUCGGGCGGCCACGACUCUGCGUUGCCUGCGACGGCUCAGUGGGGCGCCAAGGUCGGGACCGGUGGAAGCGGAAGCGGGCCCAAGCCGCUAGUGGCCAACGCUGGCGGAGCUGGUGGCUCUGGCGGUUCAGGCCCUCAUCCGGCGCACGGAGCGUCGGGCGACGACGGGCGGAGCUCUUGGGUCCAAGCCACGGCCGGGACUCGGGGCCACGAACGAGCUGGCGGCGCUGGCGGCAACGCUGGCCGUGAGAGUGGCGCGCCGGGCGGGCGUAAGCGCGGGCCGGAGCGGCAGGGCGGAGCGGGUGGCUCGUCCAAGGUUGUGGCACCGUCGACCGGCACCGGCUCGGCCGUUGUGCUUUCCAAGCGAGUCCGCGGGACCAAGCUCGGCCUCAACAAGGGUGGCGCAGGCGCGGCCGGGGCGAUCGGCAAGCCGGGCUCGGCGCGCGAACACGGCGCAGACAGCAGCAACGACAGCAACAAGCAGUACUCGACGCUGUGGAACACGCCGAGUCCCAACUCGGGCGUCCAGUCGAUGCUGGGGCUCACCGGGCUCGAGUCUAGUGGGCCGCCGGGCCUGUUCUCGCUCUCGGGUCAACCGGCGCACGCCGCGCACUCUGGUCGCGGCAGCAAGCUCGCCCCCGGGAUCGACGAAGACCUCGGGUUUGAUCCCUGGGAGGAGUCGUCGCUGGGACUGGCGUCGAUUCUGACGAGUGGCAGCGGCGAGAGCCCGAGCGGGUAUGACGCAAACUCGGCGAUGCAGGCGCAGGCGCAGGCACGCUUGCAGGCGCAGGCGCAGGCACAGGCGCAGGCACAGGCCCGGGCGCAGGCACAGGCGCAGGCACAGGCCGCAGCGCAGGCGCAGGCGCAUGCCCAGGCCGCAGCCCAUGCACAGGCGCAUGCUCAGGCACAGGCGCAGGCGCAGGUCCGGGCCAAGGCUGUCCAUGCGCAGGCGCAGGCACAGGCGCAGGCGGCGCGUGCGCAGGCGCUGGCAAUGGCGCAGGCGCAGGCACAGGCAAUGGCGCGUGCGCAGGCGCAGGCACAGGCGAUGGCGCAGGCCAAGCUUCAGGCGAUGGCGCAGGCGCAGGCGCAGGCAACCCAAGGCCGCGGUGGAGCGUCUCAAUCGCGGUUUGGAUUUGCUCGCAGCGAUGUCGGCGAGGACAACUGGUCGGCGCCAGCGCCGCGGUCGCUGCUGCCGAUGUCGUCGGGCCCAGCACCGACGUCGGCGGUGCUUGCAGUGGCAACCGGCUCGUCUCCGCCGCCGCCGCUUGCGGGCGGAUUCGGCUCGCUCGCCGGCAUGGCGAGCAUGGCGUCGACCGGCAGCGGCUCGCAGGGCGCGAGCAACAGCGGCUCGGCGAGCGUCGCUGCUGCUGCCUCGGGCGGCUCGUCGCGGCUUGCCAUCUGGACCCAGCAGUCGCCCGACAACGGAGCCGGCGCGUCGCAGGCGCCCCUCCCGAUGUGGCCCGGGCCUGGCGGUGCGCCGUCGCUCCCCGGUUUUGGCACGGAGCAGUACGACUACGACGUGGCCAAGGCUCGGCAGGACGUCCUCCGUCGCGAGUCCAACCUUAAGGUUGUGAUGCAGGGCGGGCGCGCCAGCGGUGAUCGCUCAUGACGCGGCAAGGUUGUUUUGUCGCCCCACGCCGUCAUCGACUUUCUUUUCUUCCCCUCAUCAACCCGCGCUUUCUCCAUCCGCUUAACCACGAGCCAACGACAAGGCCACACGCUCUCCAUGACAUCGAUUGACAAGACAAGACCACCCCACCACAGACAAGCAACUUCACCAUCUUGACAACGCCACAUCUCGCCCGAUUGCAGUCUGCUCUCGGGCACAUAGACCCUCCCAGCCACCCGCCAUCAUCAACCAAGGCACCCUCAACUACCUCGACCAACCAUCAACCACCAUCACAGACACAGAUCACAGAUCGCAGUACGACGCUUUUUGUCGUUGCUGCAACAAACACACAACACACACACAUA
Molecule: messenger RNA, 3473 nt
Organism: Thecamonas trahens ATCC 50062
Lineage: Eukaryota; Apusomonadida; Apusomonadidae
Exons: 2
Coding region: 124-3108 (994 amino acids)
Biological process (GO): protein ubiquitination
Cellular component (GO): CCR4-NOT complex
Molecular function (GO): RNA binding; ubiquitin-protein transferase activity
Source: RefSeq, a predicted model, not a curated record